CGGCAGGGCUUUCGUGAGCAUUUUCUGGUAGGGAACGGCCUUUAUCAGUCGUGCAACGCACACCACACAUACCUGCCACGUUGACCUCCAUCGCCACCGCCACUAGCCAUAGCCAGGUAUACUCCGCACCUCGCAUUUUCUUACUCCGGCCUCCCUCCAUGCCCUGUGUUCCUCAAGCAACGGCACCAUCCGCCCAUCCCCUCUCCCCGCCAUGAAGUCCCACCAGAGCAAGAGCGGCCCGUCUUCUCGGAAGCGCUCGGCCGCCGUCGCCGCGCCGGUGGCCUUCCUGCUCGUCCUGGUGCUCGUCACGCUCUACGACUUGACCUUCGCUGACCGGCGUUACCUGCGCAUACAUGGCGCCUCUUCCUCGUCGUCGUCGUCGUCGUCGUCUCCGGCAUGCGACCUCACGCGGGGCGAGUGGGUGCGGGACGCCGCGGAGGCGCCCUACUACACGAACCUGACGUGCCCCUUCAUCGACGACCACCAGAACUGCAUCAAGUUCGGCAAGCCGAGCCUCGAGUUCCUGCGCUGGAGGUGGCGCCCGGACGGCUGCGAGCUCCCCCGCUUCGACGCCGCGCGGUUCCUGCACGCCAUGAGGGGCAAGUCCAUGGCCUUCGUCGGGGACUCCCUCGCCAGGAACCACUUCAAGUCCCUGCUCUGCCUCUUGUCAAGGGUGGCGCAGCCGGUGGAGGUCGGGGGCGAGCCGGAGAUCGACCCGACGGGGAGGGCCGUCCGGCGGGACUACUACUACGGCAGCCACGACUUCACGGCCUCCCUCUUCUGGUCGCCCUUCCUGGUCAAGGCCAACCUGUCCAACGCCACGCUCGGCAUGUGGGACGUGCACCUCGACACGCCGGACGCUCGGUGGGCGUCGCACCUCGCCGGCUUCGACCACGUCGUCCUGUCCGGCACCAACUGGUUCCUCCGCCCCUCGGUGUACUACGAGGGCGGUCGCGCCGUCGCGUGCAACGGCGGCGCGAGCUGCGUCGCCGGGAACGUGUCGGCCGAGAUGACCGUGCCCCGCGCCCUCCGCGCGGCGUUCCGGACGGCGCUCGGCGCCGUCGCCGCGAGCGAAGGGUUCCGCGGCAAGGCGGUGCUCCGGACGGUGACGCCCGCGCACUUCGAGGGCGGCGAGUGGAACACGGGCGGCGACUGCGUGCGCACGCACCCGUACCGCCGCGGUGACCGCGCCCUGGGCGCCGUCGAGGCCGAGUACCGCAGCGCGCAGGUCGAGGCGCUGAGGGAGACGAAGUCGGCGAGGACGAGGAGGGACGGCUCGGAGGCGGAGCUGGUGCUGAUGGACAUCACGGGGGCGAUGGACCUGCGGCCGGACGGGCACCCGAGCCGGUACGGGCACCCGCCGGGCGGGAGCGUGGAGGGCAGCUUCGUGGUGGACUGCCUGCACUGGUGCCUGCCGGGCCCGAUCGACCUGUGGAGCGAGCUGCUGUCACACAUGCUCCUGCAUCCACGUCCAUGAGUUGCCAAUCGCCCAAGUGACAAAAACAAAACAAAAACCUCUAUUACACGGCCGUGAUUCUUUGAUUCUUCAGACGUGAAACGGUUGAGGGAUGAUGUUGUAGUCGUGGAUCGUCGGCACAAGUUGUAUUUGCACCAACUUUCCAAGCAAAGUAGACCCUCCACUAAGCAUGGCUAGUGUCACGCUGUCAACACGCUGACUUGAGAGCAUGUCUGUGUCGUGUCGUGCCGUGUCGUGGCUACUUGCUUGGUGACCAUGGAGUGGAAGCUGUCCAUAUCCAUCGGCACUACCAUGUGGACUCACCGAUCGACGCGGGAUGAACUAACGUGUAACCCAUGAUCGUAGAUUCCCUGUCUUUUCUGGAAUAUGUAUUUGCCACAGAAGGAACUGGUCAACUGGAUCCUGAGUUCCUGAUUCA
Messenger RNA from Hordeum vulgare subsp. vulgare (domesticated barley), 1895 nucleotides. Its product is annotated as protein trichome birefringence-like 19. The coding region runs from base 212 to 1477 and encodes 421 amino acids. Gene Ontology annotation, molecular function: O-acetyltransferase activity. The transcript has 3 exons. Gene Ontology annotation, cellular component: Golgi apparatus. The record is from RefSeq and is a predicted model, not a curated record. NCBI's taxonomy places the organism in Eukaryota, Viridiplantae, Streptophyta, Magnoliopsida, Poales, Poaceae.